Messenger RNA from Lagopus muta (rock ptarmigan), 1224 nucleotides. It is a transcript of the gene DNLZ, whose product is annotated as DNL-type zinc finger. The record is from RefSeq and is a predicted model, not a curated record. Gene Ontology annotation, cellular component: mitochondrion. Gene Ontology annotation, molecular function: zinc ion binding; protein-folding chaperone binding. The transcript is spliced from 5 exons. Gene Ontology annotation, biological process: protein folding; protein import into mitochondrial matrix; protein stabilization. The coding region runs from base 740 to 1153 and encodes 137 amino acids. NCBI's taxonomy places the organism in Eukaryota, Metazoa, Chordata, Aves, Galliformes, Phasianidae.
GCCCAAUGAGCCUGCAGGAGCAUUGGACUGCUCAUACUGCACUCACUUCAGUGCUGCCAUUUUCUUUCCUGUGGUAUCUUCCAGAGUUAAGGUUCUGUGCCCCACAUGUUGUGGGGUUGAAGGUCUUUAUUUGGGCUUACACCACUUCUCUGCCCCAUGGCUGCCCCUGCUCGGAAAUUCCUCGUGGGGUGGUGAUGCAGUGAGCAGCCCUGUGGUUGGGGUUAUGCAACUUCCUUACUGGUGAGGGGGAGGAUGGGCGUGAAGGAACAAUUAGUAUUUGUAAAGCACGUUGGAGAUAAGUGGAGCACCUAGAAAUGUGUCUUAUUUGACAGACAUUGAGGUGCUUAUUAAUGCCACUGCUGCAUGUUAAGAUCAGCUAGAAGAGAAAAUAAUAACUUCAUAAAUGAAAAAUGUAGGUGUUUACCCGAGUGCUCUGUGCUGGUAGUGAUGAAUCAGGCAGUAAGGUGAUCAUACUGCAGUUUCUUUGGGCUCCUUUUGCUUGCAUAAUUUUUAUGGGUUUGAGGUUUGUUAACUUCUUAAUACAACAAAGUAUCUGCUUUCUUGUGUUUUUAAACUGGUAUCAGAGAGUAAUUGAGGUUGGAGAAGCACUACCACCAUGCUUACAGGAGGUUCAAUUUGGUAAGGACAUUCAGGGUCUUGGCUUGAGUUUCUCUGAGGAUGGAAGCCCCAUAGCCUCUUUAGGGGAGGCAUAUCUUUCUGGAAGAAGGGAAAAAGCCUGAUGGAGCUGCGGUGUGAUGGGGACCAGCAAUGCCCAAGCCUGGAGCAGCAGAGCAGGCUGGGGAGAUUGCUGUGGAGAGCCUCUGGAAGCUGUCUGGCUCCAGACUGGAAUUCACAGUGCUGGGCUGCUAAGAGCCAGCAGCUCCCUCCCCGUGGGCUGCGUGCCCUUCCAGCCUGCUGGAGAUCAUGGCUGGGACAGGAGCAGCACGAGGCUCAGGAGAGGGUUGAGGUACAAGCUAGGUGGGUAUAUACGUGGCUGUGCACAUUCUCCUGCCUGAUCUCAGCUGUCUGCCCUGUCCCAGGAAGUAGGCAGAGGCUCAGCCCAGCACUCUGGGCAGCAGAAAGAACAAAACUGAUGAAGAUGUUCCAGGAAAGGAUCCAGAACAACUUGUGUCGUCUCAUGACGCAGAUGUGACUGCAAAAUGGAAAAGGUGCUCUUCCCUUCCCCUAUUAAAAGUAUUUUAGAAAUAAAGAAGAUCAAGACUG